CAACAAACUCUAAACUCUUCUGUUGAUACAACAACAAUUAAUCUACGGAAGACCUUUUAAUACAAAAUAUAGUAGUAAUUUAAAAAAUUAUACAACAACAAUAAUAAUAUAGAAAAUGAUGAAUUCAUUGAUCCGAAAGAGUACACUCUUGAAUACUAGAAAGGUUGCUUCUGUCAUGUUCCUCGGAGCAAAGAGAGGAUUUCAUUCAUCCAUGAUGAGUAGACAAACUGAUCCAAAUCAAUAUGUUCAAUUUGAUGAAUUGGAUGUUACUGAUUGCAUCAAAAUGUUGGCUAGUAAUUCAAACUUUAAUCCUUCAGAUAUUCACGAAAUGGAUUUGAAACUUUCGGAAGAAAAGAGUGGAUUCACACCAAUGACUCACAAGACCAUUGGUGUCAUUACAAUCAAUAGACCAGAAAAGAUGAAUUCUCUUUGUCCUGAAACUGCUGUUCAAUUCAAAGCAUUGAUGGAAAGUUCAAGAAUUACAAAUAAUAACAGAUUGGCAGCUAUUAUUUUGACAGGUGCUCCACCAGCUCCUGAUUCCGAAGGUAAAAUGAAUCAUCCUGCAUUCUCUGCUGGAGGUGAUUAUGAUUUCCUUUUAGAAAGAAUUGAUGAUACUCCAUUCAAUAAUGCCAACAGAAUGAGUCAAUUCUAUGACAGCUUCUUGUCACCAUUGCUUAGAAUUUGUCCUGUUCCAACCAUUGCCUGUAUGUCUGGUCAUGCUGUUGGUGCUGGUCUCGGUAUUGCUUGUGCCACUGAUAUUAGAGUUAUGGAAGCUACUGCUAAAAUGUCAUUCAACUUUGUAAAAAUUGGUUUGUCACCUGGUAUGGGUUCAUCACUUUUAUUGCCAUACUUGGUUGGUCACCAAGUUGCUUCAUACAUGCUCUUGACUGGUGACUUGAUUACUGCUCAAAAAGCUAAGGAAUAUGGAGUUGUUUUGGAUGUUAUGGAAGGUGCUACUGCUUGCAGACAUCGUUCAUUUGAAAUUGCUGUACAAAUUGCUAAGAGUUCACACAUUGCCUCUCGUUUGUGCUUGCACGCUUUGCGUGUUCAAAAGAUUGCUGGUAUCACUGCUUGUAUGUACAGAGAAUCAGAUGCUCAAGUUCAAAGCUUUGCUGACGAAGAAAUGAAAUCUCUCAUUAUGGAAAUGAAAGACAAGGAAGAACGUCGUAAGGCCAAAAAACAACAAGAAAAAGAAGAAAAACUUAGACUUGCCAAAGAAGCCGCUGCUGCUGCUCAACAAUAGUUUAAUAAAUUCAAAAAUUAAAAUC
This is a messenger RNA of Naegleria gruberi, 1268 nucleotides long. Its product is annotated as Enoyl-CoA hydratase. The record is from RefSeq and is a predicted model, not a curated record. The transcript has a single exon. Gene Ontology annotation, biological process: fatty acid beta-oxidation. Gene Ontology annotation, cellular component: mitochondrion. Bases 116 to 1243 code for a protein of 375 amino acids. Gene Ontology annotation, molecular function: enoyl-CoA hydratase activity. NCBI's taxonomy places the organism in Eukaryota, Heterolobosea, Eutetramitea, Acrasida, Naegleriidae.